AAAGUAAAAUUCAUUCGCGCGCUGCGCUAUAAUGCGAAUGUAAUCUCAAUGUUUAUUUUUCGAUAAGUUUAGAUAAGUUUUAUCAUAAUUAAAUUGUACGAAUACCUACUAUUUAUCGUUAAACAACGUCAACAUUUAAUGAGAAGUGUAUUCUUCAUUGCAUAAUCGGACUACUGCGACCGGCGAGCAUAGGUUAAUUUAUCUUAUUACGAGUCUACUGAGCGUUACUCUUUGUAAUUAAAAUUUUCAGCAGAAAUAUGUUUAAGGGUUUAGUGGGUUUGGUGACUGGUGGAGCAUCAGGCUUGGGCCGUGCUACUGCUGAACUGCUAGUAAAGCAAGGAGGUCGGGUCAUCAUCUGCGACCUGCCUACCAGCAAAGGACAAGAAACUGCCAAGCAGCUCGGAGAAAAUGCUGCCUUUGUCGCUGUGAAUGUUACCUCAGAAGAAGAUGUGAAGAAGGCAUUGCAAGCCACACAAGACAAGUUUGGGCGUCUAGAUGUAGCUGUCAACUGUGCAGGCAUUGCCACCGCUGCUAGGACUUACAACUUUAAAAAAGAGCAGCCUUUUGAUAUUAAGGCUUUUCAGAAAACUGUUGAGGUGAACUUAAUUGGAACAUUCAAUGUCAUUCGUCUGGCGGCAGGUAUGAUUGGGAAGAAUGCUCCCGAUGGGGAUGGGCAGAGAGGUGUGAUCAUCAAUACUGCUAGUGUGGCCGCUUUUGAUGGACAGAUUGGACAAGCUGCCUAUGCUGCAUCUAAAGCGGGUGUGGUCGGCAUGACACUGCCGAUAGCACGAGACUUUAGCAAGCAAGGUAUAAGGGUCGUCACUAUUGCACCAGGUUUAUUCCGAACACCAAUACUGGAAAUGCUGCCAGAGCCAAAGAUUAAGGAACUGGAAGCAACAGUCCCGUUCCCGUCACGACUUGGACACCCUUCAGAAUUCGCCCUCCUUGUCAAAAGCAUUAUCCAAAAUCCCAUGCUCAAUGGUGAGACUAUACGACUUGAUGGCUCCUUGAGGAUGCAGCCCUAAGAGUGACAAUGUGAGUGUGGAUUUCACUUGUGUAGUUAGUGUAGAUAGCAAUAUAAGUGACAGUCAGAUGGACUAGUCGGACUUAUCCACAAUAGUGAUUCACAGCAUAUACCAUAUAGUAAUAUGUAGAUAUUAUUUACUAUCAUACAGUGCAUUUAUAAAUUGAUAAGUAAAUGUUAUAAUGUUAUUGUUUUUGUAGCUGUAAUGUCAAUUGUUACUGUAAAUUUAUGAUGGUUCAUAUAUAUACUUAUAUUAAAAACU
This is a messenger RNA of Pectinophora gossypiella (pink bollworm), 1286 nucleotides long. RefSeq names its product 3-hydroxyacyl-CoA dehydrogenase type-2 (gene scu). Gene Ontology annotation, molecular function: estradiol 17-beta-dehydrogenase [NAD(P)+] activity. The record is from RefSeq and is a predicted model, not a curated record. The transcript has 6 exons. Gene Ontology annotation, cellular component: mitochondrion. Gene Ontology annotation, biological process: androgen metabolic process; fatty acid metabolic process; estrogen metabolic process. NCBI's taxonomy places the organism in Eukaryota, Metazoa, Arthropoda, Insecta, Lepidoptera, Gelechiidae. Bases 258 to 1025 code for a protein of 255 amino acids.